AACUAUUUUCCAAGACAAAUAGCAUAACACGAUGAAGAUUUACUAUAUUGGGAUUUUGAAGACCGGAGGAGAAAAGGCUUUGGAAUUAACCUCAGCUAGAGAUUUGACUCAAUUUUCAUUUUUUGAAAGAACAGGGGUUUCACAAUUUAUGACUUUUUUCGCAGAAACCGUUUCAGCAAGAACAGAAUCCGGACAAAGACAAAGUAUUGAAGAAGGUAAUUAUGUGGGUCAUACUUAUGCCAGACUGGAAGGAUUAGCAGGGGUUGUUAUUACCGAUAAAGAGUAUCCGGUUAGACCAGCAUAUACUUUGAUCAAUAAGUUUUUAGAAGAAUACUUAUCAUUACAUCCUCUGAAGGAAUGGAAGAGUGCCACUGCCACUUCACCACAAUUCAAUUACGACGCUUUGGAAGCUUAUAUAAAGAAAUAUCAAGAUCCAGGUCAAGCCGAUUCUAUCAUGAAGGUUCAACAGGAAUUGGAUGAAACAAAGAUUGUUUUACAUAAAACAAUUGAAAGUGUUUUACAAAGAGGUGAAAAAUUAGAUUCUUUGGUUGACAAAUCCGAAGCUUUAUCUAGUUCUUCAAGAAUGUUUUAUAAACAAGCCAAGAAGACUAAUUCUUGUUGUAUAAUUAUGUGAGUGAAGUUCUAUUACUAUAUAUUUUCAGUUCAAU
Hyphopichia burtonii NRRL Y-1933 is the source of this 668-nucleotide messenger RNA. It is a transcript of the gene YKT6, whose product is annotated as palmitoyltransferase. Gene Ontology annotation, biological process: endoplasmic reticulum to Golgi vesicle-mediated transport. The transcript has a single exon. Bases 32 to 634 code for a protein of 200 amino acids. Gene Ontology annotation, molecular function: SNAP receptor activity. Gene Ontology annotation, cellular component: membrane; Golgi apparatus. NCBI's taxonomy places the organism in Eukaryota, Fungi, Ascomycota, Pichiomycetes, Serinales, Debaryomycetaceae. The record is from RefSeq and is a predicted model, not a curated record.